Messenger RNA from Larimichthys crocea (large yellow croaker), 1335 nucleotides. It is a transcript of the gene mzt2b, whose product is annotated as mitotic spindle organizing protein 2B. The transcript is spliced from 5 exons. The record is from RefSeq and is a predicted model, not a curated record. Gene Ontology annotation, cellular component: spindle; centrosome. The coding region runs from base 112 to 756 and encodes 214 amino acids. NCBI's taxonomy places the organism in Eukaryota, Metazoa, Chordata, Actinopteri, Sciaenidae.
GUGUUGAUGACGUGUUUUGUCCCGCCUGUUUGAAGCUAGCUGUUGUGAACGGUGUGUGUGUGUGUGUGUGUGUUUAUUUCAUCACAACACAAAGUCAGUUCGGUGUUACGGAUGUCUCAGCUCCCGCAGCAGUCGGUCCCCCCUCCCUCCUCCUCUUCUUCUUCGGCUCCGGACUCUCCCGCCCUGGUGGUCACCUCUAACGUGCAGAAAUAUGCCAUGAAGAAGAAGAAGGUGCUGAGCGCCGAGGAGUCGGAGCUGUUUGAGCUGACCCAGGCUGCAGGAGUCCAGGUGGACCAGGAGGUCUUCAAGAUCAUCGUGGACCUCCUGAAGAUGAACGUGGCCCCUCAGGCGGUCUUCCAGACCCUGAAGGCGAUGUGUGCAGGACAGAGGGUCGCAGAGAGCUGCGGAGGAGCCGAUCCAUCAACCGCUUCCCACGCGGCGAGCGUCACCACGGCGCCCACGGAGGCCAGAGAAGAGGACUCUUUGGUCUCUGGAAAGAGCCCUAAGCCUCCUGCAGCUCCCCCCUCGGCGUCUGGCCCCAGAGCCACGAGAGUCAGCACUAAGAUUGUGGUCUACGGCCCCCAAGACGCUAACUCUCCUCACUCUCAAGUGCGCAGCAAAGCCGGAGCGAGCCACGGCGACAAGAGCAGGGAGGCUUCGGGCCAGCGAGUGCAGCGGCAGCCCAGCGCCACCAGAGGUCAGAAGACCAAGAGCUCGGGCAGCAGCAGCUCCUCGUCGCAGAUAAACUCCACCUGAGACUCAGGUCGACACUCAGGCUGUAAAUACUUUAAUUUAUCUGCGUGUCAUCUCAGAGAAACACGUCCACAGACGACUGCACCCGCCAAGAAAAGAUAUUAAAUGAUAUUAACCAAGAAUACGACUCAAACUGAUAUAAAGAUAGUGUUAAUGUGCGUUAAUAUUAAUGGAUUUCCUCACUCCGAUCACACGAUUAUUAUCCGUUUCCUCACUUAAAAUUUGGGGGAUAAUCAUGCUCUUAAGUUUUUUAACAUUUUGGCAAAUUGCCACUGUUAAAUUGAUUAGCACUUGCUGUUACGGUCACAGGAUUACUGAGGAAGACGCCGAAGUCAUGAAAGACAGAGCGACCUGCAUGAUUAAAAAAAACGCUGAGUGAAAAUCUGUUUCCAUGUGUUUUUGCUUUGAUGUAACGACGUGUCUCCUCGUUCUCGUCGCCUUUUUCUUUUGGUUGCCGUGUAACUUCUAUGAGAACGACAGAAAAUAUUUAGAUUUUCUACCGGAGAAUGAAAAUGUCUGUAUCCAACCUUCAACUUUUUUUUUUAUAUUAAACUUGAAUAAAUCCAACAACGAUAAACGAAA